Messenger RNA from Pelecanus crispus (Dalmatian pelican), 633 nucleotides. Lineage: Eukaryota; Metazoa; Chordata; Aves; Pelecaniformes; Pelecanidae. The record is from RefSeq and is a predicted model, not a curated record.
CUUAACGACGGUGGCAAGGCAGCCCGAGCGCACGUGGGGAUAGGUGAUGUGGUUCUCACCAUUGAUGGGAUAAGUACGGACGGGAUGACUCAUCUAGAAGCACAAAACAAGAUUAAGGCGUGUACAGGCAAUUUGAACAUGACUCUGCAAAGAGUGGCUUCUGUACCAAAACCCGAUCUUAUUCAUGUACCAAAGCCCACCACGCACAAUGCCGCCCCGAGCGCCUCUGCCGGCGACGGCGCCCAGGAUGUAGCCGAGGGGCCGCGACGAGGAUUCAGAGAAAACCAGGGGGAGAGUAAACAGCAAAAUGGGAAAAACCCACCCAAACGCCCCCCGCGGAAGCACAUUGUGGAUACCUAUACAGAGUUUUAUCACACACCCACCCACAGCGAUGCCAGCAAGAAGCGACUGAUUGAAGACACCGAAGACUGGCAUCCCCGGACAGGCACCACCCAGUCCCGCUCUUUCCGCAUCCUUGCCCAAAUCACUGGCACUGAUCACAUGAAAGAACCAGAACAUGAAGCUGCAAAGAAAACUAAGGAAAAGGUUCCCAUCCACGUCUUUAGCCCCAAAUAUACAAAAUUACGUGACUGGCACCAUGAAGUCUCAGCACGUGUUCUUAAUGUCCAGUGA